AUGACGAUUCCGCGCCCAAGUGACUUUUACGUCGCUGCAGGAAAAGAAGCCUUCUUGAACUUGAGGUUCAGCUUGAAGGAGCGCACGGCCUGGGCACCUGCUGGCCACGAGGUUGCAUGGGGCGACAUUCAAAUUGGCCAGCCGGACAGCCUGACGGCGAGCCUGCACCAUCUAGGCAUGGAACUCAACACCACUCGUCUCCCCACGAUAACGCAAGAGUCUUCCCAUUUUCUCUCGAUCACCUCGAGCAGUGGCUUGAAAACGUGGGGGUUCGACCUCCACGAAGGCACGCUGACGAGCGUCACGCGCGGCGACCAGCCCAAGCUCAACCUGCUCACCUCCCCCCUCACGCUCGACUUCUACCGCGCCCUCACCGACAACGACCGCGGCGGCCGCUUCGGCUGGGAGUGGCGAGACCGCCGCCUCCACCAGACCCACGCCCACGUGCGCAGCGCCGAGUGGCGCGAGACAAAGCACAGCCUCGAAGUGACGGUGCACGCGCGCAUCGCGCCCCCCGUGCUCGCGUGGGGCGUCGACACGACGACGACCUUUUCCUUCCGCGGCGAGGCGUGCCACAUCAAGAUCAAGGGCACGCCGCGCGGGCUGCGCCUGCCGGGCACCUUUGCGCGCAUCGGCCUGACGCUCGGCCUCGCCGGCGUCGACGAGGUCGAGUGGUUCGGCCGCGGCCCGGGCGAGAGCUACCGCGACAAGAAGAUGAGCCAGCGCUUCGGCACGUGGCGGCGCGGCGUCGACGCCCUUUUCACCGACUAUGAGUUUCCCCAGGACGGCGGCAACAGGACGGACGUCCGCUGGGUCAAGUUCAAGCAGCUGCUCAGCGGCGGCGGCGGCGAUCCCGGCACGCUGCUCACGGCGCGGUUCGGCGACCUCGAGGGUGCUUCGUUCUCGGCCAUGCACUACACGACGGCGGAUCUGGACGAGUGCCAGCACCCGUAUGAGCUGCACAAGCGGCGGCGGGACGACACGAUUGUGAGGCUCGACUGGGCGCAUCACGGGCUGGGGACGGGGUCGUGCGGGCCGGCGACGCUGCCGCAGUACGAGCUGAGGUCGGAGGACUUUUCGUACGAGCUGCUCCUCGAGUAG
Messenger RNA from Verticillium nonalfalfae, 1101 nucleotides. RefSeq lists its product as uncharacterized. The transcript has a single exon. Lineage: Eukaryota; Fungi; Ascomycota; Sordariomycetes; Glomerellales; Plectosphaerellaceae. Gene Ontology annotation, cellular component: beta-galactosidase complex. Gene Ontology annotation, molecular function: beta-galactosidase activity; carbohydrate binding. The coding region runs from base 1 to 1101 and encodes 366 amino acids. The record is from RefSeq and is a predicted model, not a curated record. Gene Ontology annotation, biological process: lactose catabolic process.